AUGGAGUCAGAUAAUGAACAGUUUGAGGACGCUUCAUCAAACGCAGCAACAUCGGCAGCACCAUCGAUCACAGCAGCAUCAAGGUUCGUCAUGCCAACAGCAACACCGCAGCAAAACGUCCAGCAGGCUCCUAGCCUUAUACUAUCUGUAUCUACUGUAGCGCAGGACCACGCGUUAAUCCAGAAUAGACCUCAGGAUGAAUCCUCCCUGACGGUCGCGAACAAACCGGCAUCAAACUUAAAAACAAAUCCUUUUUUAAAAGUGCCGGUGACAGCGUCGCAAAAAGUUCAAAAACCACCGGUCAAAUCCCAAGAGGAACAGCGUAACAACCGCGAAAAAAAAGUCUUCGCGACCUUGACCCACAUCAUCGUCGGUUAUCUAGUCUGCUGGGUGCCAUUCCAUUUAGUCUUCGACAUCUCGUCCUUCGGCGACCAGAUCGUCCCGGAUUUCGCCUACAAAUUCGCCUUUUGGCUGACCUACUUCAACUCCACCCUCAAUCCUUUUCUCUACAACUUCAGCAGCCCCGAGUUUCGCAAAGCUUUCAAGGCGGUCGUCACGAGAAAAAGAACUCGCGCUUCUAAAGCAAGUCUGGCCAAUCACGCUUCGCCAAGUCCUGAUUUUCCUUCAGUGUUUGCUUCCAUAGCCUUUGUCCUCAAAGAAAAAUCUGCGCUGCAGCAGUUGUUUGAUUUUGCAGUUGUCUCUCCUUGA
This is a messenger RNA of Physella acuta, 708 nucleotides long. RefSeq names its product trace amine-associated receptor 4-like. NCBI's taxonomy places the organism in Eukaryota, Metazoa, Mollusca, Gastropoda, Physidae. The record is from RefSeq and is a predicted model, not a curated record. Gene Ontology annotation, molecular function: G protein-coupled receptor activity. Gene Ontology annotation, cellular component: plasma membrane. Gene Ontology annotation, biological process: adenylate cyclase-activating adrenergic receptor signaling pathway; positive regulation of MAPK cascade.